AUGCUCUUCUCGCUCUUGGCCCGGCUGCCCUUGUCUGUCAAAGUAUGGGCAAUCCAACAGAUUGCGUUCCACGUGGUCGGACUAGGGUUUGAGUAUUUGGACAAUACAAACGCUCUCAGGAAAGUCAGAGCCCGAGAGACAGACACCAGGCCGUAUAAACGAUUGCUUCCCAAAGUCCUCUUGAACCAAUGUCUCGUCCUUCUGCCUUGCAUGGCGUUUUGCGAGUGGGCUGGACUUUGCUUCACGCACAAGGGCUACAUCUCGACAGGGCGUGCGCUUCUAUCACUGCCGGUUCUCGCCAUUGGACAUGAUGUUGUCCAGUACAUCACGCAUAGAUACUUGUUGCACCAGCCAAACUUGAAGCUGAUGCGUAUGCUGCGCCACUCAGUCCACCAUUCGACGACGGCCGCCAAAGGAAUCAGCGCGUGUUACAUGUCGGCUCCUGAUUUUUUCCUCGAGAUUGUUCUGCCCUACCUAGUACCGCUGGCGCUUGUUGGUGGCGGUGGUGCUGACCUGCGUUUCCACUCGCUGGUGGUUGCUUCUGGCGCUUUUGGUGGCAUCUACGAGCACUCAGGCUACGAUCUUGCUUUGGCAUUCCAGAACGUUCCACAGGAGAAAGGAGAUGCAUGGUAUUGGAAAUUCCUCGCCUCUGUGAUAGCCGACAUAGUCAGCACUCGUGCCCACCACGAGCACCACUCGAGGGGCCAAGUGUCGUUCUCUGAUGGCUUUGGCAGCCCGGGACUCUGCGAUACCAUCUUUUCCACGCGCUGGGACAUGGUCCCCAAACAUCGCGAGGAGAUCGAGCGCGAGUGGCGAUCGCAAAGCGAGCAGCAGACCGCAAAUCUCAAGUACAUGUAG
Trichoderma gamsii is the source of this 858-nucleotide messenger RNA. RefSeq lists its product as hypothetical. Gene Ontology annotation, biological process: ergosterol biosynthetic process. Gene Ontology annotation, molecular function: iron ion binding; C-4 methylsterol oxidase activity. The coding region runs from base 1 to 858 and encodes 285 amino acids. The transcript has a single exon. The record is from RefSeq and is a predicted model, not a curated record. NCBI's taxonomy places the organism in Eukaryota, Fungi, Ascomycota, Sordariomycetes, Hypocreales, Hypocreaceae.